This is a messenger RNA of Echinostoma caproni, 252 nucleotides long. Lineage: Eukaryota; Metazoa; Platyhelminthes; Trematoda; Plagiorchiida; Echinostomatidae. The record is from the annotation of a GenBank genome assembly.
GAUGAUGAUGACGACGAUGAUGAUGAUGAUGAUUCGGAUGAUGAUGAUUCGGAUGAUGAUGAUGAUGAUGAUGACUCGGAUGAUGUUGAUGAAUCGGAAAUUGUUUCAGGGCCGUUUGCUAAAAUAAUAAAAUAUGAUAGAGAUGUUGGCAUUGCACUAUUAGUGACAUUUGUGAAAGCAACCGCUUGUCAAAUUGAUUUGUCACGAAUCAAUCACAUGACGCAGAUGAUGCAAAUGACUGGCAUGCUCUGA